This is a messenger RNA of Drosophila nasuta, 1527 nucleotides long. Its product is annotated as odorant receptor 85c-like. Gene Ontology annotation, biological process: sensory perception of smell; detection of chemical stimulus involved in sensory perception of smell. The record is from RefSeq and is a predicted model, not a curated record. Gene Ontology annotation, cellular component: plasma membrane. The coding region runs from base 166 to 1356 and encodes 396 amino acids. Lineage: Eukaryota; Metazoa; Arthropoda; Insecta; Diptera; Drosophilidae. The transcript has 3 exons. Gene Ontology annotation, molecular function: olfactory receptor activity; odorant binding.
AGACUAAAAACAGUUAUUAAACGAUUUUGUAAGCAGUCAACUCUGCAUUUGUGACCACAAUUUAAAUACAUAAUUGAUUGCGACGAAAAUCGUGUGUGGCUAUAUAAAGUGCGUGUAAAGCGCAUUUGAACUUCAAAAAAGUAUUAACAAAACAAAGGACGCACAAUGCCGAUGGCCAAAAUGGAUAGUUUCCUGAAGUACGCCAACUUCUUCUACACGGCAGUUGGAAUUGAACCUUAUACAAGAGUUUCACGCAAAAGUGCGCCCAGCAUAUGGAUUAGUUUUGUCUUCUGGUCGAACAUUAUAAAUCUAAGUUUGGUGCUUUUGGGUGAGACUGUCUAUGUGCUGAUUUCCUUUGCCACUGGCGAACACAUCGUGGAAGCCAUCAUGGUAAUGUCCUACAUUGGCUUCGUGCUCGUCGGGAUGAACAAAAUGGCAUUUGUUUGGUGGAAGAAAGAAUCGCUGAGUGGCAUAAUGCAUCAAUUGGAGGAGCUCUUUCCACGCACGAAGGAGACUCAGUCAGAGUAUCAAUUGGAUAGAUAUCUGGAGAGUUGCUCUCGCCUGAGUUUGACCUUCUCGCUACUUUACUCUGUGCUCAUCUGGACUUAUAAUCUGUUCAACAUUGCGCAGUACUUGGUCUACGAAUUGUGGCUCAAGACACGCAUCGUCGGACUCACUCUUCCCUAUAUGAUGUAUAUCCCUUGGCACUGGGAAGGAAAUUGGUCCUAUUAUCUGCUGCUCUUCUCGCAGAACUUUGCUGGCUACACUUCGGCAGCUGGACAAGUUUCAACGGAUCUCUUGCUCUGCGCUGUGGCCACUUUGAUCAUCAUGCACUACGAUUAUCUGGGCAGGAUUAUAGAGUUUAAGCAGCUCACUGGAGAUUGGUCGCAAGAUUCGCGUUUCCUGGCACAAGUUGUGCAAUAUCAUGAGCGUCUUUUGAGCUUGUCAGCGGAACUAAAUGAGAUCUUUGGUGUGCCGCUGUUGCUCAACUUUCUCAUCUCUUCGUUUGUCAUCUGCUUUGUGGGCUUUCAAAUGACAAUCGGAGUGCCGCCUGAUCUGAUGAUCAAGUUGCUCUUGUUCUUGGUCUCCUCUCUGUGUCAAGUGUAUUUGAUUUGCCAUCACGGACAACUGAUUGCCGAUGCAAGCUCUGGCAUUGCUUUGGCUGCCUAUAAACAAGAUUGGAACUUCGCUGAUGUCAGAUAUCGCAAGACUUUGGUCUUUAUCAUUGCUCGCUCCCAAAAACCAGCUUUUCUCAAAGCAACUGUUUUCAUGCAGAUCACCAGAGGCACAAUGACUGAGUUGCUGCAAUUGUCCUACAAAUUCUUUGCUCUGCUGCGUACCAUGUAUGCCAAGUAAACUUGACUAUAUACCAAAGAACAAACAAAAAACCUGGCAUUGUAUUUCAAUUUCUAUGUAAUUUAUUUUUUGUAUUUCAUACUUUUAGUCAUAUUUUAUUUGCAAAUGCUUUUUAAAGUAACUAAAUACUUCAUUUGCAUUAAGCAAUAAAUCUUGCGGCAAAUGUCAAUA